AUGGAAAGAGGUUGGCUCCAUGGGGAGGGAUUCCUCUUCUGCCUCAUUCUCCACCUGCUGCUCCAGGAUGCACAGCUUCAACUGAUGACAUCAUUCCUGUGGCUAAAUCUGAUCUGGUACAAUCCAUUCAUCAGGUGGAACCCAAAGGAAUGUGGGGGCAUCAGUAAGCUCAGCAUUGCAACUGAGAACCUGUGGCUUCCAGAUAUCUUCAUCAAUGAGUUCAUGGAUGUGGAUCAAACACCUACAGGGCUCAUGGCUAUGUCACCAGUGAAGGGCACACCAGAUAUGAUAAACCAAUGAAGGUGACCAGCAUCUGUAACCUGGACAUCUUCUAUUUCCCCUUUGAUGAACAAAACUGCACGCUCAGCUUCACCUCUUUCUUGUACACAGUGGAGACCAUGGUCCUGGGCCUGGAGAAGGAUGUGCAGGAGAUUUCUAACAUAUCACAGAACCUCAUUCAGAACAAGGGAGUGGAUACUUCUGGAUAUCCGCCAGACCAUGAUGAAGAUGGCUGUGGACGACAGCUAUUACGACCAAAUCACUUUCUAUGUAGCCAUCAGGCGCAGGCCCUUCCUCUAUGUCAUAAACCUUCUGGUGCCCAGUGGUUUUCUGAUUGCCAUUGAUGCCCUCAGCUUCUUCCUGCCACCAGAAAGCGAGAACCGUGCCCCAUUCAAGAUGACCCUUCUGCUGGGCUACAAUGUCUUCCUGCUCAUGAUGAAUGACUUACUCCCGGACACUGGCACCCCCCUCAUCAGUAUGGCCCCUCCCUCUUUCAGGAGAGUAAAAGCAAGGUUGGGGGGAUGAGGUGUCUACUUUGCCCUGUGUCUCUCCCUGAUGGUGUUCAGCCUGCUGGAGACUGUCUUCAUCACCUACCUGCUGCACCUGGUCACCAUCCAGCCCCCACCCAUGCCCCGAUGGCUCUAUUCUCUGCUUCUGCACUGCACCAGCCCAAGGGAACGCUAUCUCACUGCACCCCAGAAGGGUAACAAGGGCCUGCGUCUCACCCCCAUCCAACUGCCUGGUCUGAAGGAGCCCAUGGAGUUGGUGGGGAAGGUGCCAGGUCCCCAAGAGGCAGAGUUAAAUGGGUGCCCUGAGUCAACAAGGGGCCAACAGGAAGAUGAGGCUCAGAAGCAGCAUUUGGUCAGCCUGUGGGUGCAGUUUAGCUACAUGAUGGACACCCUGCUGUUCCGCCUCUAUCUGCUCUUCAUGGCCACCUCCAUCACCACAAUCAUUGUCCUCUGGAGCACCUAG
Molecule: messenger RNA, 1251 nt
Organism: Myotis myotis
Lineage: Eukaryota; Metazoa; Chordata; Mammalia; Chiroptera; Vespertilionidae
Gene: HTR3D
Product: 5-hydroxytryptamine receptor 3D
Biological process (GO): monoatomic ion transmembrane transport; regulation of membrane potential; signal transduction
Cellular component (GO): neuron projection; membrane; synapse
Molecular function (GO): neurotransmitter receptor activity; transmembrane signaling receptor activity; extracellular ligand-gated monoatomic ion channel activity
Source: RefSeq, a predicted model, not a curated record